AACACGACAGUGGCGUCCGCUGAAUCGUAGGAGCGCCCAACACUCCAAAACGAGGCCAUCUCAGCAAAAUUGCAAUGUAUUCAGCAACACGUAGCAUACCAUUUCGAGGCUGGAAACUGCCUCACAAUUACCGAAUUUGCAUCGGCUUUAGAUGGCUACUCCAAACUACCAGAGGCAUGCACCUGUUCUCAGAGUCGAGGGCAGGACCCUCGUCUAGAGCCAAACAGAGCGAACGAAAGUGUUCCCACUGUCGAAAAUGACGGAAAAUCGCCCAGUUUUUUAACACUUACCGCAGAGCAGCUAUGCAAGUGAACCCGUCCCUGCAUUGCUCGGUUUCCUCUCGAUUUUGCGACGUCAACUCAGUCCCUGAGUAACGGAGGAUCGCGUUGGAACUCUUCAGUCGCUGAUACCUGGCGGUCGUCGCGCUUUCUAGUUCCGUUCGUGUUAAUUCAUGACCUGGAGGUAAAAGGUGUUGUUAACGGAUUAUCUGCUGUGUAAGAGCAUGAAAGGCUGGAAAUAUGUUGUCUCAUCUGGGACUCUAUGUACAUCGGAUAUGUUGUGGCGUGGCUGGUGUUCGAGUGUGGUAAGUGUGUCCGUGCAUUGAAAUUGUACUUUCUGUCAGGAAGAGAUGGAAACUUUUUCCGCAGAAGUACUUCUGCAUUGUUAAUUGCUGGAAAGGUGUACACGAGUUUGGGACGCGGUCUUUUUUUCUUGCUGUCGGAGUUCUUGCUCGGAUGCUGGAGGAUGUCUUCUGCGCGGAGACACCCAGUACGGGGUUCAGCGACUUUUCCCGUGGCACCUGAAGUGCCAGCAUUGGAUGCCGCUUCUGGCACGUUCAACUAGAAGCGGAGACACGACGUGGAAGAUCGCUGCCGUGAUUUGUCCUGGGUGCCGCGUUUCGUGUAUUUUUCGUGCGUCGCUUAGCACGGAUUUCGUUCCUGCCUUUGCACGGUCCGCCUCUGCUCCCCCGUUCGCCUCACCAGACGGAAGUUUUUCAAAAGAUGGCAUACGGCCUGCGUCAUAUUGUGUGCUUCAAGUUCAAGCCGGCCACUCCGGCUGAACUCCUGGAACAGUUCAUUCAAGACGGCCGACAGCUGAAAGCUCUCAUUCCGGAGCUCGACUUCUUCAUCGAUAUGCGGACCUCUGUAACAGAGGAUCGGACAAAGGGCUUCUCGCACUUUCUCUACUCUGAAUUCCACGGGAAGGACCAGCUGCAGGUGUACGCGGAGCACCCAAAGCACAAGGAAUUUGUCGCCAAGUUCAAGCCUCAUUUCGAAGACGUCAUGGCCUUUGACCUCCCGAUGUAAUUCGCGCUCUCCACCUCUUGUGUCAAAAGGCCCAUAUUUCCUCGAGCACACUGGCGACAAUCGCAAACAGGGACCAGCAACUGUCAAACUAGCUUUUUUGGUCACCACAAAGUGCGGAAACACAGGAACCAGAUAGGUCGGCACUUAAGUCUUUCUUUUCCGUGACAACGUGAAAUCAGUUCCUGGUGGCACACUUUGAGUAAGGGAUGAGUGGCCCCAGCAUAGCGAUCUCCGUUGCACAGUUAAGGUUACGUUUGUGGGCUACCGAGACUGGUUGUGGAAGUGUCAAAAAGUACACUUGUGACACUUGUAUCUCCCCGUUAAGGAAAGCGAGCUGUGUUUUUCACCUUGUCGUGGACGAUACGAAAGGACACCGUUGGCGGCGCAUUUCUCCCUGACACAGAGAAGAAGGGCAUGCUAGUUGCUGGGCGUAUUGGCCGCUGCCUCGACUCUCGAAUAAUGCGAGGAAGAGACUGACAUUCGACACCGUGGAUCAACUUUGACUUAGACACACAGACGAGAUCGAUUAGUGUCAUGGUGACUUCACACCGAGGUAUGGCCAGGCACAAUGAAAGCAAACUACCGAAUGAUUUCUGUGAGCCACAUUACUGCCAGGAGCCAGAGGUAUUUGCGCUCCAAAGCAAAGAGAAUCGACGUUUGAAAUGGAGGUCUGGUCGACUCUCCACUGGCAAUCGACUCGCGUUCCUGCCAGCACGACGCACCAGCUGAGCCUGCAGUGAAGAUCGGGAUUCAUUCUCUGUUCAAAGCAACUGAGUCGUGACACGACUAGUUCUCUGCAAUAAAAUCCCAGCUUGCAAAGCUCCACUGCAAAGAGGGACGAGAAGCCUGGAAGUCUAACUCGGAGUUGUGAGAAGCUGUUUCUCGUGACUGCACAUUUGAAGGUGGAGUUCUGAAGGAAUAAAACACAGCCAGCAAACUGAAGCAGCUACGCUUACACAUGCCACCUUUCGUUUGAGGGAACAACUCUGGAUGCAAGUCGAACAUGAUACGGAAUGUUUUUGUGUGACGAUGCAGUGUGACGGAAACAUUUAGAGUGUAAGGAUGCCCCGGCAACGUUGCAGAAGCCGACUGUCGGGAGACAGCGAUGCAGCAAGUGGUGUUUUUGCGCCGGUGAUAUUCAUUCGUGACUGGGCGUGUUUGCCACGUUAUCACCUCCGACGGCAUUUCCGAUUGACUGCCUUUGAGUGAACUGCAUUUCUUCGAAACGGCUAAGUCCUUUCUUGCCCGUACCUCCGCGUGGCCAGCACUAGCAAAGCGCGUUCACCUAGGGAAGAACGGACCGCAGCAGAUGCCAAACGUUUGAAUUCAGCGCUUUCCACACUCACAAAGCAGGCAUCUUUGCUCUCCCUACUUAUUUCCCGCCAAGCAUCGCGCUGCUCUCUGUUUGGCGACCCGCUUUUUACGGACGUUCUGUGGAAUUCUGAGUAACAUUCUUUUGUCUGAGCCGUAGUCGUGUGUGCGCUUGCAAAUGAACAGCCAGCUCGGAAAGAACAUCGGAGGCCCUUGCGCCAAACUGGCACUUCGGUGAAGGAGUCUCCUAGGUGCAACAUCGAUACACAACAGCGUCGAGCUUAGGGAGAUCGUUCGAAAUGUAAGCACGCACAAAUGCUGUGCAUCGUGGCAGUGGUGGUGUACGGCACGGAGUGUAACCGAAACUAACGCGGCGCAUUCGAUCUUUUACGCGCUUGUUCCCUUUGGUACAAACAUCGGUUCCGCACGCACUUCACAUCAGUCCAAAGGCGAGAGAGGAAUUGCUUCCAUCUGCCGAAACACAACUUCUGCAUCGCCUACCGUAGCGCGGGGCUCCUCUUUUGUUCAUCGUGAAACCGACGCUGAUUACACUUACCAUCAAGCCUGAAUAUGCAUAAAGCCACUGAACAUCUUCUACUCUCUUGUGCUUCAUUCUGGUGCGAGCAUUCGUGUAUCCGGCUGCAAAUACUCCAGGUGUUUCCGGCAUCCAGCAAGGAAGUGACCGUGUGUCUGGGCUGUUGGGCAGCGUUCGCAUCGUCUGGUGAAUCUUUAGAAAGCUCCGAAAGCCGAG
Messenger RNA from Toxoplasma gondii ME49, 3369 nucleotides. Its product is annotated as stress responsive a/b barrel domain-containing protein. The record is from RefSeq and is a predicted model, not a curated record. The transcript has a single exon. NCBI's taxonomy places the organism in Eukaryota, Apicomplexa, Conoidasida, Eucoccidiorida, Sarcocystidae. The coding region runs from base 1002 to 1307 and encodes 101 amino acids.